This is a messenger RNA of Lathyrus sativus (Indian pea), 204 nucleotides long. NCBI's taxonomy places the organism in Eukaryota, Viridiplantae, Streptophyta, Magnoliopsida, Fabales, Fabaceae. The record is from the annotation of a GenBank genome assembly.
AUGGCCAAGAGUUUCCAACCUUUGAUUCACUCGUGUAUAGAUCCUCAAAUUCUAUUUCGGAUUAGGAGGUUUUGUUUGGUUGUGUGCAAUUUGAUGAAAACAGAAAAGGGUUGGAGGAGGUUCAUGAGGUUAGGGAGAGAAUUCGUUGCAGAAAGUUUGAGGCUUGAGUUUUUUUUAGUGAUCUUCCUCGUGAAUGAAACCUGA